AUGCUCUGCGUAGUCAACAUCUACUCCCAUGUCUUUGGCGCAGUUUUGUUCGUCUUGCUGCCGUUCUACGUCUUCGGUAAUGGGAUCCCGCCCAGAUGGGGCAUUGCCUCGACAGCAGACGUUGUCGUCUGUAGCGUCUACGCCCUCGGCGUGACCGUCUGCUUCGUCCUCUCAACCGCCUUCCACACUCUCAUGUCCCACAGCGAGGCCGUCUAUCUCUCGGGCAUCAAGGCCGACUUCCACGGCGUCCUCGUGCUGAUGUGGUCCUCCGUCUAUCCCCUCGCGCACUACGCGUUCCCGUGCAGUCCCCGCACGCGAGACGCAUACGUCGCGUCGACGGGCCUGCUCGCUGCCCUCUGCGCUGCGGCGACGGCGCGGCCGGACCUCGGGGCCGUGGACCUGGGCCACCACCGCGCGGCGCUGUUCGCGGCGUUCGGACUCGCGGCAUUCGUGCUCCCCAUCGGUCACGGGGCGGCAGUGGACGGCGCCGGCGAGGUGUGGGAGCGGGUGGGUGGCGGGUGGGUUCUGGCGACGGCCGGGUUCAACCUCGUUGCUGUUCUGGUAUACUGGGCCAAGUUUCCUGAGCGGUGGUUCCCGAGAACCUUUGACUUGGUAGGGGCGAGCCAUCAGAUCAUGCACAUCAUGGUUGCUGAGUGA
Molecule: messenger RNA, 657 nt
Organism: Colletotrichum navitas
Lineage: Eukaryota; Fungi; Ascomycota; Sordariomycetes; Glomerellales; Glomerellaceae
Product: hemolysin-III related-domain-containing protein
Exons: 4
Coding region: 1-657 (218 amino acids)
Biological process (GO): intracellular zinc ion homeostasis
Cellular component (GO): membrane
Molecular function (GO): signaling receptor activity
Source: RefSeq, a predicted model, not a curated record